This is a messenger RNA of Acipenser ruthenus (sterlet), 2923 nucleotides long. RefSeq names its product growth/differentiation factor 8-like. The record is from RefSeq and is a predicted model, not a curated record. Bases 442 to 1554 code for a protein of 370 amino acids. Gene Ontology annotation, cellular component: extracellular region. Gene Ontology annotation, molecular function: cytokine activity; growth factor activity. Gene Ontology annotation, biological process: SMAD protein signal transduction. NCBI's taxonomy places the organism in Eukaryota, Metazoa, Chordata, Actinopteri, Acipenseriformes, Acipenseridae. The transcript has 3 exons.
AUAUCAGGCUCAAUCGUUUUAUCACGGACGAAUUGUGGUUUGCUAAUCAAUUGACAUUAUGUAACUCUAAUCGAAUCUUAAGCGCUAAAUUAGCACACGAGUAUCCAAUUGCUGUAGGCAAUUCACCUGUAGUCAGAAAAUACCUUUUAUAUGACUUACUUGGUUAAAGCUGCCAACUUGAGAAUGUGUUUCUACCAGGGCUCUUUAAGCUGUGAUAGAGAAAUGGCUCGCACUUCAGACAUCUAGAUUCAUUGUUGCCCAACCAGCCAAUCGUUGAAUUUUGACGACACAAUAGUGCAACCAAAGUUAGGGUAUAAAAAGCCCCGUUAGAAUAUAUGACACCUAUCAGUGUGGUGGAUGGUUUUAAGUAUACUCCUCACUGCAUAACAUAAAGUGGAACACAAUACCAUACAAAAAAGUACACCACAAAAAAAGGGGAACAUGAAGAACUCACGGAUUCUUAUUUACUUGUGUCUCCUGGUUGCGUAUGGUCCAGCGGGUCUUGGUGAUAUUCCUUCAGAGAAAGCGGAGGACAGUGAACCGUGUGCUACUUGUGACACAAGGCAGCACAGCAAACUCUUAAGACUGCAAUCUAUCAAGUCCCAAAUCCUCAGCAAGCUUCGCCUCAACCAGGCUCCAAACAUCAGCCGUGAUGUUGUCAAGCAGCUUUUACCCAAAGCUCCUCCAAUGCAGCAACUGCUUGACCAGUAUGAUGUCCUGGGGGAUGAUAAUAACGACGGCUCCUUGGAAGAUGAUGAUUACCAUGCCACCACCGAAACCAUCAUCACCAUAGCUACAAAGCCUGACUCCAUUGUACAGAUUGAUGGAAAGCCCGAGUGCUGUUUCUUCACAUUCAGCCCGAAAAUUCAAACCAACCGUAUAGUCAAAGCGCAACUGUGGAUACACCUGCGGCCAGUCCCGGAAUCCACGACUGUCUAUCUGCAGAUCCUCCGGCUCAAGCCAGUGACCGACGGGACCAGGCACACAAGAAUCCGGUCUUUGAAGCUCGACGUAAACUCUGGGACCAGCACGUGGCAAAGCAUAGAUUUUAAACAAGUAUUACAAUCCUGGUUUCGGCAGCCUGACAUAAACUGGGGGAUCGAGAUCAGCGCGUUCGAUUCCAGUGGAAAUGACCUGGCUGUGACUUCACAGGAACCGGGGGAGGAGGGGUUGCAGCCUUUCUUGGAAGUGAAGAUCGCAGAUGUGCCCAAGCGAUCAAGGCGAGACUCGGGCUUGGACUGUGACGAGCAUUCUCCUGAAUCCCGAUGCUGUCGUUACCCCCUCACUGUGGACUUCGAGGACUUCGGGUGGGACUGGAUUAUCGCACCUAAACGAUACAAGGCCAAUUACUGCUCAGGAGAAUGCGAGUUCAUGUAUCUGCAGAAAUACCCCCACACUCACUUGGUCCACAAAGCGAACCCCAGGGGUUCGGCAGGGCCCUGUUGUACCCCUACCAAGAUGUCCCCCAUCAAUAUGCUCUAUUUCAAUGAGAAAGAACAGAUAAUAUAUGGCACAAUCCCGGCCAUGGUGGUAGAUCGCUGUGGGUGCUCAUGAGCUUGCCAGCAAAGCCCGUUCCUUCAUGAGGCUGGACUUGAGAAUGGAGAGAUUUCAUCUGUCAGUGAUUUCUGCAUUUCCAAAAUACUGUGCAACAGAAUAAAAAUAGAGGCAGUUGCUCCAGAUUUAAAAGUAAUGUUGAGCAAGUCAUCAAAAAUCUUCCUGGAAGACAAAUCUAAGAGGCUGCUGGAGGUUUGAUUUCGAGAGGGAGACGUAGCAGUCCAGACCAUGGCAUCUCCUAGCAUCCCUUUUCUUCUUACAGGCAUGCAAACACACGCCUUUCAACACCAGCUUUGACAACCUAACAAUAUAUUACACAAUAUCUCAGAAAAUUCAUAUAUGCAGAGAUUUCUGAAAGAAUUUAAGGAGCCUCUACAGUAGGUUUUUUUGAGAAAGGCUUGAUGUUUGAAUUCAAGAUUAGAUAGGCUUCAGUUAAUGUUAACAUUUACAUAAGAGGUAGCAUAGUUCAGUAAACAAUCGCUUUCCUGUCACAUUGCCACCUGAACUGUUCUACACACUUGAAUUGUAAUUUUAUAUCAGCAUUGCUGGAAAGAUGGACUUGAAUUAGAAGCACUAGGAAUGCAGCAUUUGUGUGUAAAUGUGUAAAAGGCAGAGAAAUGUAAAAAUAUGUUAAAUGUUAAAACCAUGCUUAAAGAGCAAGUAGCAGGGUUCUGAAAAAUAUAACAUCACACGUCCCAAGGUGCUGCUACAACUGUUUAAAUAACGCACCUGUAAUUUAUUUUCAUUGUUAACAUCCUGACUCCUUUUACACUUAUAACUUUAAAGCUCAUUUCAAAAUGGACACUCUAGUGCACUGAUAGUGUAAGGAUUAUUGCCCACAUUGUCAAACAGGUAACACAGCAAUAAUGAUCCAUGAUGUGGUACGAGAGCACUUAUGUUUUUUUUGUUUUUUUUUUAAAUCUCCUGCAGUGAUUUAGAGGACAGAUCUCAAACCCCAGUGCACUAGAGCGACCAUUUAAGAAAAAAAAGAGCUUUGAAACAGACUUUAAAGUUACAAGUGUAAAAUGUUGUGAGGAUGUUACAAUGAAAAGAGAAAAUCAUUGUUAACGCUAUAUUUUUCGGAACCCCGCUAGUUACUCUUUAAACUGUUUUACAAACAAUACAGUUUGCACUAUGGCAAACCAAUAGAAACAAAUUGGUUGCUACAAAAAAAAAUGAUUUUGAUGUUUGCUAAUUUGUAAUGUUACAUGGCAUUGUUUCUCUACAGACUUUCCUUCAUUUUUUUAACCACUGUUGGUAAAUGUAUCAUAAAAGCACAAAAGUAGAGACAUUUGUACAAUAACAAAUGUAUAUAUGUUAUACAAAUAAAGGUGCUUGCUUUUAAUGUUAAUGCUAAUAUGUUAUUAUU